This is a messenger RNA of Falco peregrinus (peregrine falcon), 2065 nucleotides long. It is a transcript of the gene NUDT9, whose product is annotated as nudix hydrolase 9. Gene Ontology annotation, cellular component: mitochondrion. The transcript is spliced from 11 exons. Gene Ontology annotation, molecular function: ADP-ribose diphosphatase activity. Bases 656 to 1630 code for a protein of 324 amino acids. NCBI's taxonomy places the organism in Eukaryota, Metazoa, Chordata, Aves, Falconiformes, Falconidae. The record is from RefSeq and is a predicted model, not a curated record.
GCGGCGGCGGUUCGGAGUGGCGGCGCUGCGAGGGGUCGCAAUGUGCCGAGCCGCAGCUGGUGGGAUGUGCUGGAUGUGGCUGUCAAAGGAGCGGCUGCUGUCAGUGUGGCUACAGAAAUGUGCCUCUGGGGUGGUUUCUGCCCCUCUGGCUGAGGAAGGUGGAAGAGGGAUGGAAGUGGCAAUAAAAUUGCUCAUCCAGUUACUGGCAAAACCACCUUGGGGCUCCCUUUAACUCUGUAUUGUAAUUUUGUCUCGAAUCCUGCUGUGUGACUGCCCAUUUGCUCAGUCUCAUGAGGUCCUUGGGCAGUUAUCUUCAUGGAAUCUUUGCACUGAGAAGCAGAAGAUCCCAAGCUGGGAACUUCUUACUUUGACAAACCCCGAAUGUACUGUUCCACGAGCAAAAAAGAAACCAUUUUUUGCCAUCUGUGCUGCCAGCAGCACAAACUCCUACCUGUUGCCACCUAAGAGCAGGAGAAGCUGUAUGAUGAAGGCUUUCCCUUUUCUGAAGAACCUCAGUUUACAGAACAACAUGAAAUGCUCAGGUGAGUGCCCAAACUACCUGCUGCAAAGAGGAACCCUAAUACACCUCUGACAGAGACCAACCCAUGCUGCAGAUGAGGCUGUCGCCGGGUGGCUCACACAGAGAAAAGAGAGAAUGAAAACACUCGGCCGGGCUCAGAGCAGCAGGAGUAACUCGUCUGCGAACUGUUGGGCUCAUCUUCAACCUGUUAACAUGUUCAACAGUUACAAUGUUAAGUUCUACCACAGCAAAGCUCUUACCUCGCCGUACCCAGGAUCGCAUGUUGAGCGUAGCCAAGUUCCUAAAGAUAAAGUGGGCUGGUUGGUUGAGUGGAAAGAUUAUAAUCCUGUGGAGUACACUGCGAUGUCUGUUUUGGCUGGACCCAGUUGGGCAGAUCCCCAAAUCAAUGAUAAAGGUUUUUCUCCCAAAUUCAAUGAGAGAGAUGGAGAAGUGGAAAGGAAGAGUCUGAAUGGUUUGUAUGUGGUUGAAAACGGGAGGCCCCGAAAUCCAGCAGGAAGGACUGGCCUCACAGGCAGAGGAUUGUUAGGGCGCUGGGGACCAAACCAUGCUGCUGAUCCUGUUGUAACUAGGUGGAAGAGGGAUGGAAGUGGCAAUAAAAUUGCUCAUCCAGUUACUGGCAAAAACAUCUUACAGUUUGUAGCUAUCAAGAGGAGAGACUGUGGAGAGUGGGCCAUUCCAGGGGGGAUGGUGGACCCAGGGGAGAAGAUUAGUGCUACCCUGAAGCGAGAAUUUGGGGAGGAGGCCUUGAACUCCUUGCAGAAAUCACCUGAGGAGAGAGCAGAAUUGGAGAAGCAGCUCCACAGGCUGUUCAGCCAGGAACACUUUGUGGUGUACAGAGGUUAUGUGGAUGAUCCUCGUAACACUGAUAAUGCCUGGAUGGAGACAGAGGCUGUGAACUAUCAUGAUGAAACCGGUGAGACAAUGGAUAACUUGCCUCUGGAAGCAGGUGAUGAUGCUGGAGUAGUGAAGUGGGUUGAUAUCAGCGAGAAGCUCAAGUUGUAUGCAAGUCAUAGCUACUUCAUUAAGCUUGUGACUGAGAAAUGGGGAGCCCACUGGAGUGAAGAUCCUGGUCCUGAGUGCUGUGAGUGAUGUAAACGAGGAACCAACAGACACCGAGGGGAGAAUACAUUUUCCAGCUUUGAAACUGAUGAUGUUGUCCUUUUCAGUGGAAAUUCUUUGAAAUUCAGCUGGCAGAAAUGCUUGGCACUGACAAAUAGAGGCUUUCUCAGACACUUCAGAUUGCUGCUUUUGAUUUCUUAGUGAGAAAUGAGAUGAAUGUGGAGCUGUUACCUUGUUUUGCUUUGUCUUCAUUAUUUGCAGCUGUUUCAUAGUAUCUGCAGAUUUGCAUGACGACCCUGGAAUUCUGACUGGUUGUGGUUCAGAGGCUGCUCACUUCAGCUCUGUAUUUUUGCACCGAUUUCUUGUCAGGAGUAUAAAUCCUUAAGGGAUGUGAGUGAGACUUGUAGGAUGAUAACCUGAAUGAUGAAUUAAGUGCUGCAUAAUAAAGUGAAGUUUCUUUUCUAA